AUGGGCCAUAAACCAGCCAUCAUUGAGGAUCUCCUUGCCAAUAUCCCCGGGGUUGUGAUGGUGCAAUCCUCAUCUUCUCUAUCCCAACUAAAACCAAAGCUGAAAAGAGUGAAGAAGGCCAAGGCUAAGGCCACAGUGACUCAAAUUGACACUGUGUCAAUCUCAAAACUAGUCGAGGUCGAGAAAAACCAAACAGCCGCUGAGAAAAGGCCAACCGAGGCCGAUGCAUCAGAUUCCCAACCAUCUAAAAGGCCGAGGUCUGACCAACUUGAGGGUCGCAGAUUUCCGCACAAUAUGACCUGGGCUCCCAAAGUCAUGGUGGGGGACAGACCCUUGACAGUUGGUGACAGCGUAAUUAAUGACGUCAAGGUUAUCCAGCAUACUCAUUCAAACGCGAUCAAGACUGAGAUGGCAAGGAAUGAGUUGGCAAAAAAGACUAAGGAAGCUGCCAAACUCCUCACCUCACUCAAUCAUGCCGAAGUCAACAAUCGAGCUUUGUUGGAUCAAGCCAAGGCUUCCAAAGAUGCUCAAAAUCAAGCCGAGAAAAAAGCCAAAAUGGUCAAUACUGAAGCCGCAACCUCCAAAGCCAAUCUUGAGGCUGCCAAAGCCAGAGUAGCUGAGCUAGAGGUCAAGCUCCAAAAGGCCCUCGACUCAAAGGAAGCCGAUGUCAAGGUGGCCGAUGAGAAGGCAUUUGAGAAAGGACAAGCUGCUGUCCGAGAUCAAUACAAAGAGCAACCCAAGGAUUCUGGAGACGAAGCUAAUGAGGAUGGUAAUGCCGACGAUGAGGAAGAGGAAGCUGCCACUGAUGCUAAAUCCCCCACCCUAAAUGAGCAAGUCCUUGACUUGACUGAAGAUGAGGAGGAUGACUUGGCUUCCAAGGGCACCUCUCCCAAACCAACUUUUGAGGUCCAAUGCGCCGAAGAGAGUUUAGACCAGACUCUGCUCGAAAUAGAUGCCGAGAUAGUGGUGGAGAAGAAUGUAAUACUGGCAACUAAGGCCGAUAAAACUCCAACAACCGAGGUUGAGCAGUCCCACACCAACCCCAGUGCUUAG
Messenger RNA from Camellia sinensis, 1053 nucleotides. NCBI's taxonomy places the organism in Eukaryota, Viridiplantae, Streptophyta, Magnoliopsida, Ericales, Theaceae. The record is from RefSeq and is a predicted model, not a curated record.